Apus apus (common swift) is the source of this 814-nucleotide messenger RNA. RefSeq names its product titin-cap (gene TCAP). Gene Ontology annotation, molecular function: protein-macromolecule adaptor activity; titin Z domain binding; titin binding. Lineage: Eukaryota; Metazoa; Chordata; Aves; Apodiformes; Apodidae. Gene Ontology annotation, cellular component: Z disc. The record is from RefSeq and is a predicted model, not a curated record. Gene Ontology annotation, biological process: cardiac myofibril assembly; sarcomerogenesis; detection of muscle stretch. Bases 17 to 421 code for a protein of 134 amino acids. The transcript is spliced from 2 exons.
GGGUCACAGCAGCAGGAUGUUGGUGCCCAGCACGGUGGUCCGCAGCGGGGGGCUGCUCUCGGGCGCCCGCCUGGGCUGCCAGGUCCGGGAGGAGGACGUGGGGCGGCACGAGAGCUUCAGCGCCGAGUGGCUGGACCUGGAGCUCAGCACCCGGCCCGAGGAGGGGUGGUGCCGGCGGGAGGUGGACGCGCAGCGCCGGGAGACGCUGGAGCAGCGCGGGGAGACGCGGGUGCUGGAGCAGCGCUCGCCCUGGGGGCUCCUGCGGGUGGGGGUCCUGGGGCAGCCCCUGGCCCAGCACCUCCUGCCCUACGCCCGCACCCUCCCCCUGCCCCUCUUCUCCCCCCCAGACCUCCGUGGGGCCAAGGCCGGCGUCCCCCGCACCCUGUCCCGCUCCCUCUCCCACGAGGCCCAGAGGGGCUGAGGGUGACGGAGGGGCUGGGGGGGGGUCAGGAGUGGGGGGGUUGAUGAUGGGGGGCAGCGGGGGGGACCCGGACACCUGGGUCUUCUCAGCCACCCUGAAAAGGCAGCGCAGGAAGGUGGGGGAAGGUGAGGGUGGGCUCCCUCCUGGGGACCCCACCCAGCAGUGGAUGCCAAGGAGGCUGGUGGGGAUGGGAUGAGUGCGGCUGGGGGGGUCCCGGCAGCACCGAGUGUGACUCAGUUUCCCUGGCAAAAAGAAGGGGGUGCAAGGAUGGGGAGAGCUGAGACACCCCCCCGGGGCCGAGCCAGGCACUGGGGGGGGCUGUGGAAGGGCAGGGAGGGCUGUGGGGUUGGACAAACCAUGGGCUUUGUAUGGCAAUAAAGUGCCCAGCCUGGC